CUUGACAUAUAUAUUUAUAGCUUCUUUCUCGAGUGUUCUUGCGACAUUCAGCGUACAUACCAUUCAUGGGUGGUGGGUUGGUUGACGCUGACUCAUUUCGUCUGCUCUUUAUCCCCACAUAAACUUUCCAUUGUUUCCGUGUUUUACUCGGUCAAAGAUGCUCAGCAGCCUAUAACAGCUCUCUGUUAUUUCAAGAAGCCAAACGAUUGAAUUCUGUAUCUUUGUAUUGAUUUUUAAAAUGGGUGAAAAUGGUGUAAAAAGUAGUGAUUUUUAUCAAGUUUUGGGAUUAGAGAAGGGAUGCACUGAAGCAGAGCUCAAGAACGCUUACAAGAAGCUUGCACUGAGGUGGCAUCCAGAUCGUUGUUCGGCGUUUGGUGAUUCCAAGCACGUGGAAGAGGCAAAGAAGAAGUUCCAGGAUAUACAAGAAGCCUAUUCUGUGCUUUCAAAUGCCAACAAAAGAUUCAUGUACGAUGUAGGAGUUUAUGAUAGUGAUGAUGACGAAAAUGGGAUGGCUGAUUUCUUGAGCGAAAUGGCAGUGAUGAUGAGUCAAAACAAACCUGCGGAAAAUGGGGAGGAGGCUUUUCAGGAACUAAAGGAUUUGUUUGAGGAGAUGUUUGAAAGUGAUAUUGAAUCACUUAGCUCUUCUUCUCAAUCAGGAAAGAUGUCAAAUACCAAGGUUGAAGAUGCUCAGUUUGAAGGAUUUUGCAUAGGGACAGGCGGGUUGCCACCGGGAAGGUUUGAGGAGAGAGGGAAGGGGAGGAGCAACAGAAGGGUGUGUUCAAGAAAGGGGUGGCGCUAGAUAGCUAUGCUAGCUUCUUAAUUGUCUGGUGGAAGCUCAAAGGAGCAUCACUUUAGGCGAAUCUUGGAGUCGACUUAGUGUUGACUAAUUUCUUGUAAAGCUUGAUUGAGAUUGAAAAACUGGCUGCAAAGUUUAUGUUUGUAAUUUCAUUCGAUGCAAUAGUAGUAAUUGGUGCGAUUUUGCUUAUGUCUCAAGUUAGUAGCAAACAAUUUGAUCCUAUUAAUCUAGGCGGCUAAACGUGAGACUCUAAAUGAAUAAAAAAUUUGGGACU
This is a messenger RNA of Lactuca virosa, 1070 nucleotides long. Lineage: Eukaryota; Viridiplantae; Streptophyta; Magnoliopsida; Asterales; Asteraceae. The record is from the annotation of a GenBank genome assembly.